ACAGCGGGCCUAGGCUGGGGAGACUGGAAGGAUCAGAGGUCCAGGCAAUGCCCACAGCAGGACAAUGGCCAGUGGCGGCAGCUACCUCAGCACCAGGAUGUCUGAAGAAGAAAAGCGUAUCUAUGACAUUGCACUCUGCCACUUCAAAAGAGAGAAGGUCACAAUUUCAAAUAUAAUAAAAGUAGCAUUUCCUUUCCUUGAACUUCUCCGUGACUAUGGAUUCAUCAACAAUGAAAUGUAUGAAAAGUCUAAAGAAUCUUUUAAAACACCGGGUUAUGAAAAAGAAGUCAUAUACCAUGUUCUCGAUGAAGUGGAGAAGUCAUUUAACCUGUCCCUUCUGGAAGCAUUGUUCAGGAAGGACAUCAUGGACACCUACCGUGGUUUGAAUGAUAUUUAUAAAGUCUUCAAAAAAGUGAUACCAAACAUACAACAGUUCCUAAGAAGUAAUGGAGAAGAUAAUGAGGAGAGACCUGAUAUCCAACAGAGCCUUGAACAAGGUACAGCCCCACCUGUAAAUGGCCUCUCAGAGCAAUACCAUGAAACACAAGAGAUAAAUGUGAAUGAAACAGGUACAACCAGCAACAACAAUGAUGCACUAGAAAGCAGACAAGGAAAUGAACAAUGUGCUCAAGAAUCUGAGCAGGAUGGAGUGGAGCCACCCCGCCAUGGAAACCAAAUCAAUAACUGCUCUGUACACCUAGUGAAUAUAAAGGAGGAAGAUCCGUCUUUAAAUUCAGAUGUUGAAUGGGAAGCCCAAGCAAGGAAUGACUGCAACCAGGCAUCUGACAUAAUAGUGAUCGACAGUGAUGAUUCCAGAGAAUCCAGUGAUGGAGAUGUGCCCCCCAAAGCUUCCAGCUCAGCAUUGAAAAGGAAAAGUGGUACUGUGGAUUUUGGAAACAACUCCAUUUCAGAAAAAGCCAAGAAGAGAAGAAGGGGAAAACUGCACACAGAUGUGGAAGUGGAUUAUACAGCUGAAAUACUUCCUGUGACCUGUGGGGAGAAGAUGGGCAUGUUAAUUAAGAGAAAAUUGAAACGAGGAGCCACGGUGAAGUGUAUAAGGAGAGAGGAUGGAAAUUGGUGCACCCCCAGGGAAUUUGAAGUUGAAGGAGGCUAUGGAAAAUCAAGUAACUGGAAGAACAGUGUGUACUGCGGUGGGACAGCCCUAAAAAACCUGAAAGAGUAUCUACCUGAACUUCCAGGAAAAGGUGGCGUGAAGAAAAAGCUGGAAAACACAGUGAAAUGCAAGAUCUGUGAGGAUGAAGGAAAGCUCUUCAACUGCAGUCGUUGUUUCAGCUUCUUUCAUGAGGACUGUCACAUCCCACCUGUGGAUCCUACGAGGAUCCGUGAGUGGAGAUGUACCUUCUGCACAAUACAAGUGUCUUUAAGAAGUCAGCAGUGUUGCAGUGAAUCUGAAGUCCUGAAGAGACAGAUGGGGCCAGAAGAGAAGUUGAAAUGUGAAUGCCUACUCCUAAAGGUCUAUUACCAUUUAGAGAGCAAAAUUUUUCUGAAUAUUCCACAUGAACAUUAUGUUCAAAAGGCUUCUCAAUGCCUAGAGACACUUAAGGGCUUGGAUGAAAUCAAGAAGAGUUUAAUUGAGGGACAUUACCCCCAAGUGAAGGAGUUUGUGCUUAAAAUGAACAACAUCUUUCAGGAUCAUAAGCACUAUGACUCCGACCUAACAGAAGAGGAAUUUAAGAAGAAUUUCAAAGACGUCUUCGCUAUUCAGUAAACAAAUCAGAACAGUUCACUAGUGUAGUGGAUGCUGUUGAUACCCUGGAAAAUCUCGAUUUCAGGCAGAUUUCUCAUCCCUGCUGUUAUGUGUAUUGACUGCUUAUGCCAUCUCUCCCCAGUGUAUUUCUUUGGGCCAAAUGGAGGCAUAUUCACCUGAAAGUUAAAUCUCUUUGUCCUGGGGGCUGGUUCCCAGCACCAAAGAUGAACCAACCAUGUGGAGUGAUUCAUGUUCCUGUGCUCCUCAGGGAAUCAGGCUAGAGCUAGUCUCCAGCUAUGACCACAUCUUUGCUUAGCAUUUCCCAGCACAGUGUCCUGCUUCCCUUAUCCCUCCUCCUCCCAAGAAAAUUCUCACAAUAAAUCACUGACUAAAGAGA
This is a messenger RNA of Myotis lucifugus (little brown bat), 2105 nucleotides long. Its product is annotated as nuclear body protein SP140-like protein. Gene Ontology annotation, cellular component: nucleus. The transcript is spliced from 16 exons. NCBI's taxonomy places the organism in Eukaryota, Metazoa, Chordata, Mammalia, Chiroptera, Vespertilionidae. The record is from RefSeq and is a predicted model, not a curated record. Gene Ontology annotation, molecular function: protein binding; DNA-binding transcription factor activity, RNA polymerase II-specific; DNA binding. Gene Ontology annotation, biological process: regulation of transcription by RNA polymerase II. Bases 65 to 1729 code for a protein of 554 amino acids.